AUGACCGAGCCCGAGGACCUCAACUUCACGGCGUUCACCGACCUAUGUCGGUUGUGCUCCCUGAAGAGCGGGCCCAGACUCCAUAUCUUCGAUAAGGAGUCGGAACAACGGCAGAUUCUGUUCAAGCUCAGGACCUGCCUGCCCACUAUGAUAUCGAAGGACGACUUCUUGCCGAAGAAGAUAUGCGAGCGCUGCGUCACUCGACUGGAACAGCUGUACGAGUGGCGCCAGAGCUGCCUCAGCACUGAUUCCGUGCUUAGAAACUACGCGGAGUCCAUGAAGAUCGUCACUUCUACUAUAAACUUCCAGCAACAACAGCAGCAACAACAGCAGCAACAACAACAGCAGCAACAGCAACAUCAACAGCAACAACAAAAUAACAACAAUAAUAACGCCGCAAGACAUCAUCAAGAAAUGCAGAAAUCAAAUCAAAUCAUUUUCCCUCAACAAAGUCAGAAUGGCAAUGCUCAUCAAGGUCAUCCAUCGCCACCUACAGUUAGUUCUACGCAACAUCAUUAUGCUACUAUCAAUUCUCCAAUAAAAGUACCACAAGUGAGCUCCAGUACUGGUGGACCAGACAGCACGUUCACAGUGCCUGAUGAUGUGGGCAUGGGAUUCGAGGGAGGGGUUCGAGUAUUACAAAGUCUUGGCAAUUGUUCGUUUGAUUUUGCCAGGUCACCGGAGGUAACGCACAAUAUACCAAGGCCAAACUUGAUCCCCUUCACGGAGCCAUACGCCGAGGGUGGAUCAAUGCAUCCAGGGACUAGGUUAAAAGCGUUGCAAACAACUUCUGUGAGAAAACAUCCAGCGAUAAAAGCCACAAGCUCUACAACUGAAGGCAGCAAAGCGUUCGAGUGCACUGUUUGUGGGAAAGGGUUAGCUCGUAAAGAUAAACUGACAAUUCAUAUGAGAAUACAUACAGGAGAGAAGCCAUACGUAUGCGAAGUUUGUAACAAGGCAUUUGCACGAAGAGAUAAACUGGUGCUUCAUAUGAACAAAUUGAAACACAUAACGCCAUCGAACAUAGCGCCUCUAGGUAAAAGAACCAUCACAAUACCACCUUUGAAAUUGGACGAUGUAAAGCCUCAACUUACGAAACAAGAGGACACAAAGCCAAGUCAAGCAGAAAUAGCAGCGGCGGCAGCAGCUGCGCAGCAGCAGCAACAGCAGCAACAACAGCAGCAGCAGCAACAACAACAGCAGCAACAGCAGCAGCAACAGCAACACUCGCACCAACAGCCGAUCCAGGUGUGCCAGGUACCUGGACACAACUUUACGAAUACAAACCUGGUGCACACGAGUGCAGCAAGCGCUGCAGUAGCUGCGGCUACGGCAGGUAUGGUCGUGUCGUGGUCGUGUGAACUAUGUGGCAGACUGUUUGCGACUAGGGACGAGUGGAGCGCACACGCCAAGUCUCAUCUACCCGACACAAAGUUACUGCAAGACAAAAUGCAGCAGGCCACACAGCAUCAGGUGAAAUACUUGCAACAAGAAAAGGUGCACCUAUCAAAUCAGGAGAAGCUGCAACUACUACAUCAUCACAAUCAGAACCAACAGAUUCUGAACGGGCAUGGGAUCGCCACAGCUUCUGUGUCUACGGCGACGGUCGUCAACGAGGGAGGAGGCGGUGGGGGUGGCGGGGCUUAUUUCACUCAUGGUCACACACACUAUGCACCAGAAAGACAGCACACGCACGCACACCACCUGUGUCUAAUGUGCAGACAAGAGUUUGCAGGCAAAGCGGAGUUCAUGUUCCAUGUGAGAGGGCACUUCGAGGGCAAAGUGAGUGACAUCGCGGCCGCUGAUGUAUUAGCCCGUUCAUUAGUAGACAAUUCUGGACUGUGCACCUGAGCCCCGCCAACGCCCCUCAGCGCAUUUCACACCGAGACAUGUAACAAGGCCGUCUACCAAGACGAUACUAUCAUGUUGAAGUUUUGAGUCGCUAAUUGCGAGACAUUCGUUUCCAAGUGGGGUACGUUCAGACAAUUAAGGCCAGUAUUGAUAAGGUUUAAAAAAGUGGUUUCAUGGUUAUUUUUUAUUUGAAAUUGUCAUAAAAUAAGGUCGAUUUUAAUGUGUCUUGCAAUAAACGAGUACUUAUUGUGCAGAUAAAAACCCAAAAAUGUUCUCGUUACAAUUUAUUUGGUGAUUAAAUUCGGAUUUCGUAAGUGGUCGACGUACACAGUGAUGCCUCAUACAAUAAUAGCUAUUGUAUAUAACUUACUUUUUUACAAAUGUAAUAGUAAUAACAGUAUCUACAUAAUUUUUUAUACAACGAAUUCAUAAGUGCAAUGUCAAUAUGUAAUCUGUGGUUUGUACAUAAAAUCCAGUCAAAUGGUACUUAUGAAAUAAUAAACUUCAAUAUAAAUUAGUAGUCAUGUGACUGGGUUAUAGGUACGUACAAUAUUUCAUUUACAGCCAGUUACUUAAAUUAUUUCGAGAAAAAGAAACAAUAUUUGAAUUUUGAAUUUUUUUGAAUUUUAGUUUGUAAUAUGAAACAAAUUACUUACAUAUGUCUAGUUUACAGGAGCUUCGUUACAGUUUCGUGCGUAUAAUAUUAGUUAGCUUUUAUAUAAAACCUAUAUAAUUAGUUCCUUCUGCUAGUCUAAAGGUGCUCCCUCGCCGGGAGCAUUCACGUAUAAUGUAACAUUAUAGAUACCGACUUUGAGCAUUACAUUACAAUAAUACCUCCCAG
This is a messenger RNA of Spodoptera litura, 2692 nucleotides long. Lineage: Eukaryota; Metazoa; Arthropoda; Insecta; Lepidoptera; Noctuidae. The record is from RefSeq and is a predicted model, not a curated record.